AAGUGACGUGCAUCCUGUGUAAUGGCGGCGCGGAGGAGCUGUAGGUGACAACUGCAGGCAGAAAAAAUAAGCUGUCAAGAGCUCCAGACCAUUGGAUAUUUGCUACUUGGAACAGCUUACAGAGAAUUGAUACAUUGCAUCAAUUGGCAAUAGAAAAUGAAAAGUAGUGUGGCACAGAUAAAACAUUCUUCUGGUCAUGGUCGAAGAGAAAACUCUAAUUCACAUCAGAGGACCUCCUCUCCAGAAGAUGGAUAUGCAGACCAAGAGAGAUCCCCUCGGGAGAGAGAGAAUUCUGAUUACAGCAGGUCAGACUAUGAACGUUCAAGAAGAGGGCGCUCUUAUGACAGUGGCAUGGAAUCACGAAGUAGGGACCACCGAGAAAAACGCAGAGAAAGAGAGAUGGAUCGGAAAAGGUCCUGGAAAUCUCCAUCGCCUGGGAGAAGAAGCCCAGAGCCAUCCCUAACCCGGAGUUCCUCUGCUCAGGAUGAACAUACUGCAAAGAAGAAGAAAGAUGAACUGGAUCCCCUCCUCACUCGUACUGGUGGUGCUUACAUUCCUCCUGCAAAACUCAGGAUGCUACAAGAACAGAUUACAGAUAAAAACAGCUUAGCAUACCAGAGGAUGAGUUGGGAAGCACUGAAGAAGUCCAUCAAUGGUCUUAUCAACAAAGUUAAUAUUUCUAAUAUACGGAUUAUUAUUCAUGAACUUCUUCAAGAAAAUAUAGUUAGGGGAAGAGGACUGCUUUCCAGAUCUGUUCUGCAGGCACAAAGUGCUUCUCCAAUCUUCACUCAUGUUUAUGCAGCACUGGUGGCAAUAAUCAACUCCAAAUUUCCACAAAUUGGAGAAUUAAUCCUCAAGAGGUUAAUUCUUAAUUUUCGAAAAGGCUAUCGAAGAAAUGAUAAGCAACUUUGUCUGACUGCUUCAAAAUUUGUGGCCCAUCUUAUUAACCAAAAUGUGGCACAUGAAGUUUUAUGUUUAGAGAUGCUCACUUUGCUCCUGGAAAGACCUACAGAUGAUAGUGUGGAAGUAGCUAUUGGUUUUCUCAAGGAAUGUGGUCUCAAAUUAACAGAAGUAUCACCAAGAGGUAUUAAUGCUAUAUUUGAACGCCUUCGGAACAUUCUCCAUGAGUCUGAAAUUGACAAAAGAGUUCAGUAUAUGAUUGAAGUAAUGUUUGCAGUACGGAAGGAUGGAUUCAAGGAUCACCCUGUUAUCCUAGAAGGACUUGACCUAGUGGAAGAGGAUGAUCAGUUUACCCAUAUGCUUCCUCUGGAGGACGACUAUAACCCAGAAGAUGUUCUCAAUGUCUUCAAGAUGGAUCCUAAUUUUAUGGAGAAUGAAGAGAAAUACAAGACCAUUAAAAAGGAAAUUCUUGAUGAAGGAGACAGUGACUCAAACACAGAUCAGGAUGCUGGAAGUAGUGACGAGGAAGAGGAAGAAGAGGAUGAAGAGGGUGAAGAUGAGGAAGGUGAAGGACAAAAAGUGACGAUUCAUGACAAAACAGAAAUUAAUCUGGUGUCAUUUCGUCGCACAAUUUAUCUUGCUAUUCAGUCAAGUUUAGAUUUUGAAGAAUGUGCUCACAAACUGCUGAAAAUGGAGUUUCCUGAAAGUCAAACAAAAGAACUCUGCAACAUGAUACUUGAUUGCUGUGCACAACAAAGAACAUAUGAGAAAUUUUUUGGCUUAUUAGCUGGGCGUUUUUGCAUGCUAAAAAAAGAAUACAUGGAAUCCUUUGAAAGUAUAUUCAAAGAACAGUAUGAUACCAUUCAUCGUUUAGAAACAAACAAAUUGAGAAAUGUUGCCAAGAUGUUUGCUCAUCUUUUAUACACUGAUUCACUUCCAUGGAGUGUUCUUGAAUGUAUAAAGCUGAGUGAAGAAACCACUACAUCAUCCAGUAGAAUUUUUGUCAAAAUAUUUUUCCAAGAACUAUGUGAAUACAUGGGUCUUCCUAAACUUAAUGCAAGAUUAAAGGAUGAAACUCUACUGCCAUUCUUUGAAGGAUUACUACCCCGAGAUAAUCCAAGAAACACGCGAUUUGCCAUCAAUUUUUUUACUUCUAUAGGUCUCGGAGGUUUAACGGAUGAGUUGCGUGAACAUCUCAAAAAUACACCGAAGGUCAUCAUGGCACAGAAACCAGAAGUGGAGCAAAAUAAGUCCUCCCCCUCCUCGUCCUCUUCUGCGUCCUCCUCUUCGGAGUCUGACUCCUCAGACUCUGAUUCUGAUAGCAGUGACAGCAGUUCAGAGUCUUCCAGUGAAGAGAGUGACUCUUCGUCUACCAGCAGUCAUAGUUCAGCCGCAGCUAAAAAUAGAAGAAAGAAAGCACAAGGCAAGCCCAGCAGUAAAGAAGUAGAUAAAUUGAUGAAGAAACAACAAACAAAUGAUAGAAACCAGGAAGAAAGACGACGAGAACAAAGACACCCAGAACCAAGGACUGAGAGAGAAAGGUGGUCAGAAAAACACAGAGAUCCAAGUUCAAGAGAUACGAAUUGGAGAGAUGUCACUACAAAGUAUACCUCAGACAGAGGUCUUCCUUCUGAACGAAAUAGCUACAGUAAGGCUGUGAAUGAAAGAGACCAAGAAAUGUACACAGAUUUGGAAAACAGGCAUGGGGACUCAAAAAAGAAGAGAGAAGAGAGGAGAAACUCUUUUUCUGAAAAUGAAAGGCACAGACACCAAAAUAAGGAUAGUGAAAAUUUUAGAAGAAAACAUAGGUCAAAGUCAAGAGAAAAAAAUAGCAAACAUUCCGGCUCCAGAAGUGAUGAAAAUAGGCAUCAGAAUGGUGCUGAACGGCGAUGGGAAAAAUCUAGCAGCUACUCUGAACAUUCUAGAGAAUCAAAGAAAAAUCAAGACCGGCGAAGAGAAAGGUCUCCAGCAAAGCAAAAAUAAUUAUAUAAAAUAAUACAGACUCAACAUGCCUUACUGAAACAAUAUUUUUUACACUGAUUGACGAACUUUAUAAAGAAUUCUUGUAUAAAAUACUGGUUUGUAUUUGUACAUUUAAAAAAUGUUUUCAGCGUAUUUUAUAAUUGAUACAUCUCAAGGCCCUCCAUAAACUUAUUGAAGGGAUGUAAGACUUGAUUAUAUUUUGUGAAUAAAAU
This is a messenger RNA of Chrysochloris asiatica (Cape golden mole), 3095 nucleotides long. Its product is annotated as pre-mRNA-splicing factor CWC22 homolog. The coding region runs from base 157 to 2883 and encodes 908 amino acids. Lineage: Eukaryota; Metazoa; Chordata; Mammalia; Afrosoricida; Chrysochloridae. The transcript is spliced from 20 exons. The record is from RefSeq and is a predicted model, not a curated record. Gene Ontology annotation, cellular component: catalytic step 2 spliceosome. Gene Ontology annotation, biological process: mRNA splicing, via spliceosome. Gene Ontology annotation, molecular function: protein binding; RNA binding.